Messenger RNA from Nymphaea colorata (pocket water lily), 2830 nucleotides. RefSeq names its product phospholipase D alpha 1-like. Lineage: Eukaryota; Viridiplantae; Streptophyta; Magnoliopsida; Nymphaeales; Nymphaeaceae. Gene Ontology annotation, molecular function: calcium ion binding; D-type glycerophospholipase activity. The transcript has 4 exons. The coding region runs from base 251 to 2695 and encodes 814 amino acids. The record is from RefSeq and is a predicted model, not a curated record. Gene Ontology annotation, biological process: phospholipid catabolic process; phosphatidylcholine metabolic process. Gene Ontology annotation, cellular component: plasma membrane.
CUACACAAAAUCGCUACCUGCCCCCGGUGGGAAAAGGAAAAGGCAGGCGAUACAAAGCGACCGCUUUCCGCUGAAAUAAUUACCGAAACAAAAUAAUGGAAGAAGGGAAGUUGAUCUUGGACAUUGUUGUUGCAGGAGAAGAAGCGACGCGCAGAUUUAAAACGUGAUGUUCUUGAUAUUGCAAGAUCCACAUAGAGGCAGACCAAGAAAGAAAACAGGAAAGGAGAAGUCUGCGUAGAGAGAGAAAGGGAUGGGAUUCCCAAGCCCCCUCCAUGGCGUCCUGAACGUGACAAUCUUUGGAGCAGCUCACCUUCAUCACUCCAUUCACGGCCUCGCUCUCCAGGCCCUGGAGAAAGUUGAGGAGUCAUUGCACCUAAAAGGCCUCCCUCACAGCAAGCUCUAUGCAACAGUAGACAUUGGACUUGAUCGGCUUGCCCGUACCCGGACGGUGAAGUUUCAUGCCACGAACCCAGCAUGGAACGAGUCCUUCAGGAUCCACACAGCCCACACCACAGACACCAUUGUCAUCUCUAUCAAGGAUCAGCUGCCUGUGAGCGCCAAGGUUGUCGGCCGGGCCAAGAUCGCCGUCACCGAACAAUUCCUCGCCGGAGAACCGAUCGAAGGAUGGUUUGAAUUAUUUACUGAUGAGGGUCACAAGCUCAACGAAGCGAACGUCCAUGUGAGACUCGGAUUUACCCACGUUUCGGCGGAUCCACACUGGGGCCGCGGCAUCAUGGAUCCAAAAUUCUCCGGCGUACCAAACACUUUCUUCCCACUUAGGCCAAAUUGUCAUGUUGCACUCUACCAAAACUCUCAUCUCUCAAAUGAAUACCAACCACCCAUCUCUCUCUUUGGCAAUGAAAGGUACGAGCCGGCAAGAUACUGGGAGGAUCUAUACAAGGCCAUUGAUCGAGCUCAGUACUUUGUUUAUGUAGCAGGUUGGUCGGUCAACGUGUCCUUGACACUUGUUCGCGACCCGAGUCGUCCCGUACCAGGGUCCGAAGGUAAGGCUAUAGGCCAACUACUUAAGGAGAAGGCCGAUCAGGGUUUGACUGUGUUGGUCAUGGUCUGGCAAGACCGGACCUCGAUAACUUUGCUGGGCAACGCUGGCCUCAUGAAGACGCAUGACACCAUGACCUUGAAGUACUUUGAAAAGACCAAGGUGAAGUGUUUCCUCUGUCCAAGGAACCCGGACCCUUCGCUGAGUGCGGUUCAGCACGUCGAAGUCGGGACUGAGUUCACUCAUCACCAGAAGACUGUGAUUGUUGAUGCCGAAGGAAGGCUUGGCUCGACUCGGAAAAUAGUAAGCUUCAUUGGUGGCAUCGACCUUUGUGAUGGAAGGUACGAUACUGAGCAUCAUCCACUAUUCCGCAAGCUCGACACUGACUACUUGCAUGACUUCCAACAGAAGAAUUUCGACUAUGCAGACCUUGAACAUGGAGGCCCGCGUGAGCCCUGGCACGACCUUCACUCUUGUGUUGAAGGCCAAGCUGCUUGGGAUGUCCUUGCUAAUUUUGAACAGCGAUGGCGAAAGCAGUCCUCAUCAGAACUUGCAGAUGCCCUCCUUGAAAUAAGCGGCUUGCCUGAUAUCUUUCCUCCACCUGCGUCUUAUCAUUCUGGAAAUGAGAAUUCCCAAUCUUGGUCAGUCCAAAUUUUCAGAUCCAUUGACGAUGCCUCAGUCAUUGGAUUCCCUGAAGAUCCUGCUGCUGCCUCUGCAAUUGGAUUGAUCAAAGGCAAAAAUGUCACAAUUGAGAGAAGCAUACAUACUGGAUACAUCGAAGCAAUAAGGAGAGCAAAGAGGUUCAUUUACAUAGAAAACCAAUAUUUCUUUGGCAGCUGUUUUGCAUGGUCGGAAGCAAGAGACUCCGAGUGUUUGAAUUUGGUUCCUAUUGAGAUCGCAUUAAAGAUUGCUAGUAAGGUAAGAGCUGGGGAAAGAUUUUGUGUUUAUGUGGUAACACCAAUGUGGCCUGAAGGGAAGCCAGAUUCUGACACGGUGCAGGCAAUUCUUUACUGGAACCGAUUGACUAUGGAGAUGAUGUACAAAAUCAUAGACGAGGCCAUUGAAGAGGUUGGUAUGAAAGGCAGAGCUAGUGUCUCUGACUAUCUGAAUUUCUACUGUUUGGGAAGUAGGGAAAUUAAAAAGCCAGGCGAAUAUGAACCACCUAAAUCACCAGAAGUGGGAAGCCAUUACUGGCGUGUUCAGCAGCAAAGGAGGUUCCUGAUAUAUGUGCAUGCUAAGGUCAUGAUCGUGGAUGAUGAGUACAUCAUAAUUGGAUCUGCAAAUUUGAACCAACGGUCACUAGAUGGAGGAAGGGAUACAGAGAUCGCCCAUGGUUCAUUCCAACCAGAUCACAUCAAUGGACCGAAUGGCCCUGCUCGUGGUCACAUAUAUGGCUUCAGAAUGUCCCUUUGGUACGAACAUUUCGCAAGCAAGUACAUGGAGAACAUGGAUGUUUUUAAUGAACCAGAGAGCCUAGCGUGUGUGAGGUUGGUAAACAAGAUUGCGCAGCACGUGUGGGAGCUAUACACUGGAGAUGAAGUGGUGGAGCUUCCUGGGCAUCUUCUACCGUUCCCUGUCAGGGUCUUAGACAAUGGGAAUCUAGUGAAUUGGAAUGAGGACGGCACAUUUCCAGACACUAGUGCUAGUGUCAAGGGAAAGAAAUCAACCAUCCUUCCUCCGAUUCUCACUACAUAGGAGGACGUUCCAUGUUUUCUUCACUUUGUUUGAAGUUGUCAAUUGGGUACCUUCUGAGAAGUGAACACGGGAAAAAUUUUCUUUUCGGUUGAAUGAUCCAAGCUUGGCCGAGUUUAAUGGUGAUCAUCAAACAUA